Molecule: messenger RNA, 1350 nt
Organism: Bursaphelenchus okinawaensis
Lineage: Eukaryota; Metazoa; Nematoda; Chromadorea; Rhabditida; Aphelenchoididae
Source: the annotation of a GenBank genome assembly
AUGUAUGUUGUACUAAAGAGACUGAAUAAAAGGGCAUUGAUUAACGAUAUUGAGUAUGCUACAUUGAUAUUGAACAUUUUGGCAUGGAUAUUGUUAAUGUUUGUGGAAAGCUUGUUCAUGAUGAAUAUGUACUCUAACAAAGGGCCUUUAGGUAAGAAACUACUAAUUUUACCAUAGUUUUUCCAGUUGCUAUACCAAAAUCUAAUAUCUUUAUUUUAAUCGAUAUUUUUACUUUAGCAGUAACAUACGACAUCCAAUACACGACAAUCACCAACUAUUUGUUGGGUACAUGUAUUGUCAUCAAAACAUGCUCUGUUUGGGUCAUUGUGAUCGACAAGACAUUGCUUUUUGUACAGGAGAAGUACAGGAAAAAUAGAGCACGAUAUUUUGUGAUCUACCCUGCAGUAAUGUUGUUGGUAUUUGUAAUACUAAUGCUUAUUCAAAUCAAAGUCAAAUGGCCAAGCCCUGGAUAUGAACGUACGUUGGAGGUUACAUAGUUAUCAAGUUAUGUAUUGUUUCAGGCUGUGGAUCAAUGUACUGUCGAUCAAACCUGAUUGUUCCAUAUAUGGUGAACCUAAAAGCGUAUAUGAAUGUCAUUACUAUCAUCUUGGCCAUAAUUUUUCAACAAGUAUUUGAAAGAACAGAACAUAUCAGCUUCGAAUAUACUGCUUACAGAGUUAGUCGGGUAGGUUAGCUAAUGUAAAAAUGAUUUAUAAUAAUUGAAACCAGCUGUCAUUUUUUACAAAGGUUGUGAAGAAUGCAAUUUGUAAACUUUGUUACUUUUAGAAUAUAACAUUUACAUCCUUGUCCAUAGCCGUUGAACUACUUUUUGCUUAUGUGCCAGUUAUCGUAGUCUGGUUAGAAUCUCAGGUAUGUUACUGCCAAUAUCUUUUUAAAAUUCCUGUAGCACCUACAAUGCUUAGUACUCGGUAGUAUUAGGUUGUUCAAAUAAUUUUAUGCCCUUCUCAACAAGUCUUCAGGCUUUUGGUACACAAUUAGAUAUUUGAAAAACCAAAUAGUACUCUUGGGAGUACUAUUACUAAUUAAUAUUUUUACUAGUAUUAUUUUAAUAGUCAUGAUAGUACGUACCAGAACUUUACAAUAGUUACAGUUAUGCUGAAAUAACUUUUUAAUAUGUUUUAGUUUAUCCGAAACAAUAGUUUGAUAACCUUUAACAAUAUACGAUUAUUCUUACCACAGUCAGAGUGUUUGUGUAUUACCAUCGUAUAUGGUUAUCGAUUCCGUUUGUACCGAGCUUUGAAGCGAUGUAGAACACGUAUCAUCACUGGUUAUGGGCACUCGGUUACUACGCUGAACACUUAUUACUACGAUUCUGAUACGAUGUUUUGA